GUGCGUCACAUACAUUGACUGUAAUGGUCACACAAAACAGACCGCGUUGGUGGGGAGCAGCCAUGUUGGUUUAGCUGGCACAGCAAUGUUUUACGAAGUGGUGCGCAUAGCGUGCUGCUAAAAGUGGAUUUACUGCUAAUCUUCGACUGACGGUCAACAAGAACGGCACCAAUAUGUCAGCGGACGAUUUUCAGACGAAGUACGCCUCGGUCAUGGAGAGUAUGCUGAAGGGUGCUGUCGCCGAGACCACCAAACUUUUCGAAACUAUGGUUGAUGACCUCAAGGCAGAGAUCACCAAAAUUAAGAAAGAAAACGAGGACCUCAAGAGAAAAUGUAGCCAAUUUGAGGAUGAAAGGGGGAAAACUGUAUGUGAUAUCCAAGAGAGAGAGUCUGAUCCGAGGCGGAGCGAAGGCUCUGGGAAACGUGACACAGCCGUUCAAUGUGGUGAGUCCGGAUAACACGCAUGAGCUCACGAAUCCUUACCAAUUCAAAGUGUGUAUCUUAAUAACAAAUUUUGACCCUCAAAACAAUAUAAGCCGUGAGUGUUAAAUGGGACAUAUUCGGCCACUCCCUCUGAGGUUUUUGGAUAGCUAGCUUCGCUUAGCUUGGUGUUAGCUAAAGCGUGGGAUCCAGAUGAGGAGGGAAACCGUACCAUGCUAACUGAGCUGAGAGUGGUGGGAAGAGACUCUAUAUAUGGUCAAGAUUCACACUGUCAUGUAGUUCGUCAUUAUAAAAAUAUACAAAUAAUGGUAGCUAUAAUAAAAAAGCUUAACUUCCGUUAUUCAGGUUGACUUUGUUAUUCAAUUGAAUGACAAAGAAUGAAACUGCUUAACAAAUGUGUUAUCAAGGCAGUAUAGAGCUGGAAGUGACAUACAGUGAACCCUCAUGGUCUUUGUUACCCUAGUUUAAACCAGAAGAGAAAAUGAAAGUAUGAAGCCCUCUCUUUCUGCCUGUCUCUGCUUUUAAAGAAAACACAAAACAAACAAAUGAAAAUUCAAAAUACACCUUGAAAUAAAAUGUGUGGUUGAUGUCAUACGAAAGCCCGGGAACCUUGGCCUCAGUAGGUCACUUUGACGUCUGGGUGAUAAAACAAUAAUGAUAUAUAUCAAAUUAACUUUACUCGAUGAAAAACCAUAACAUGGUCAAUAUGCUGUUCAGUCGUCAGCUUUUUGCGAUGUUUUGAUAGACUAUACGAAUAGCCAAUGACAAAGGGGGUUGCUUCGGGUCGCGCUAUGCCAAACCAAUCAUGUGCUAAAUUAGAAUCAAGUAGCAAAAAAAUGUGUAGUAGUGGGCUGCAGCUAUAUGCAACCAUAGCACUUUAACACGUGAAACUGACAGCACUGUUGGUGAGAACAAAAGAAAAUGACUGCUACCCCCAGCAGAAAUGCAGAUAAAAGGUCCUUUCGCACUGGGACCGUUUUUGUUGUGUGAUUAUUUCGGACAUCAAUAUUUUUUUUGAACCCGUAUCCUGUCAAUACAAGCGUUCACAUCAGCGACGUUUUCCUGUCUUGCAAUAUUUCUGCUUUUUUUUUUUCGGAUCAUGGUCAGUUUUUCUAAAGUUUCGCAUACUGUGUGUCCACUUCUGACUGAUCAGAUUGCGUGUUGUUGCAACGUCUAAUUCACGGUAUAUCCAACAUGGCCGACUGGCUUAUUGUUUACGUGUCGGAGAACAUAGUGCUUUUUGAUAAAAAAUACAAACAUUACAAAGAUAACAACCUGAAGGACAACUUGUGCAGAGUCAUAGCGUCGGAUCUCUCACAUAACGAUAGUUUGUGUGCUUUAACAGUUUGCGAAACGUCUUUGUUUUAACUUUCAUCUGCGCUAAGUAACUUUAGCUCGUAAGCUAGCCUGUUCAGAUACAACAUACCAUAUGUGUUUUAUGUCAAGUACAUGUUCUCGCAAAGUCAGGGAAUACCUCAAAUCUUUUUCACCACUUGAAGCAGUGCUACGUGGCAGAGCAUGCACAAUGCAAAAGGUUACAAACCCCAAGCAGAGCAAGGAGCCCAUGGCGCCUGUGCAGCCGAAAUAGCCGACCAUUCAGUCUGCUUUCUCUAGUGCAACGCUGUACGGCAAAAUGUCGGAGACACAGAGACCUCACAGAUGCAGUAGCUUAUUGUAUUGCAAAAAGACAUGCUACCAAGUAGCACUGUUAAAUUUCAUUUUUUAUAUUGUGAUAUACAUCGAUACCAUCCGACAUAAAAAAAUGUAUCAUGAUAAACUUUUUCCCAUAUCGCCCAGCCCUUCUUGGACUAUACCCUGUUUGCUGGUGAUCUGUCUGUCUGUCUGUCUACCUAUCUAUCUAUCUAUCAGGAAGCAGAUUUUUUUCUUUAUAAUGACCGCUCUGCCAAGUCUUUAAGUGUAUUAGCACAUACUUGUUCCGUACAAAUGUCAGUUGUUUAAGAUAAGCCUACCUCAAUCGAUUCAUGUUAAUUGUUUUCCAGCUCUGGCUGGCUUGUUGGGACUGGAACAGUAGAAAGUCUUUCUCCUUUCACAAACAAUAUGUCAAGUAACAUCAAGCAUUGGCACAUUUCCCACAAUUCCACAGCAUCUGGCAAUGCAAAAUGGCAGAAUAGGCUAAAGGAGGAGUGCUUAAAUUGUUUGACAGCAGCCAUACUGGGAGAGUUUUCUGCAGAGUCUGCAGAUGUUAUCCUUUUAAUUUAUUGGUGCAUACAUUGGUAAUGCUGUUUUUUUUUCUAAUUUUCAAAAUAACAUUAAUCAACCCAACCCACCAACCAAUUAAGCCUUUUACUUAUUGCUCAGCUUGAGAGGUGAUAUAACAGUCUAACCAGGCACAGCCUUCAAACAACUGUAUCUUCAGUUAACAGGUCCCAAAUACGGCUUCUAUGUGCCAUGAUGUGCGAUACCAUCUGUGCCUGUUUACAUCCAGAUAAUAGAGCGUUGUAGCCCUUUGGCGGUGGCUGUUUGCCUACUGCAAUGCGCUUUUUAAAAUUUAACAUAUACUUAAUGGGAGAUUGGGCUAGCUAGUUCUCUGUACUUUAAAGGCUAUUUUUUUAAUGUGUUUAAACUCAACAGCCUUUGAGCAGGUGACUGUUGGAAUUGUUACCCUGUCUGGAAUAGUCAGGACCCCAUUCAUUAAGUAACCCUCUUGUUGUCUUUCUCUCUCCCAAUAUACAGACCUUGUUCCUUUCCGUACAGUGCUGGUGGAGCAAUGUGAACCCUUACAGCCCUCAUCGUGGCAAAACCAAGUGCAGCAAUGUGGUUUUGACACAAUGCAGUAUGUUUGGCAGGAGCACAACUAUGAGAACCGUGAUGAGAGAAAUUCACAGAUGGCAGUCAUACUUGUUAAACAGGAGGUUCGUGAGUGUUGCAGCAGACAGUAACAACAUUUGUAUUUUAUGUGUGUCAUCAGUGAGUUUAAAUUUUUGUCACCCCCCUUUUCUAGGACCUUGUUGACUCCUCUCAGCAGUCUGAUUUCAAGCAAGAAGACGGUGAGUCCAUUUUGUCCUUAAAAUAGUGACAUUAUUUUCAGCUGAAUAUAACCAAUGUCAACUGAUUGAUUUUUCUACCAUUGCAUUUGUGUCUAGGUUCACCACUGAUGUCUGAUGGUGUACUUGAGAAGGAAGGGCAUGUUGUUAACGAAGAAUACCCAUCUGCAGAGAUACCAUCAGCUCUAGAAAAUGAAGAUACCCAAGUGUCCCUGGAAUUGUUCAAUGUAGGGUUGGAUAACAGUUUGCUUGGAGUCCAUAACCAACCAUCUGAUCUGGGGAAUUCACUGUCUGCAUUAAAAGGUGACAGGGAAAAAGGGUCUGGUAUUGGCAUGCAGAUAUCAGAAACUAGGACCCCAGAAGAUCCCAUGACACUUGAAAAACACCCUACAGUUAUUGCUCAGAAUCAGCCAGAGAUUGAACUUCAUGAAAAUGAGCAGCCAGCAGAUGGAAAAGUAUCAGUAAAUGAACAAACAGACGCUGAUUUGCCAAGUCAAUUGGUUGACACACAAUAUACAGAAGAACAAUCCUCCAAACCUACACCACCGAACAAGUCCCAAGCAGUUGAUGAAUCAAAAAACGCCACAUCCGAAGCAGAGCCACCCCCACCGGUCAGGCGCAGAAGAGGAAGGCCGCCAAAGAAAGCAAAGCCAGUGAAACAGGUACUACUACCAUCUUCUACUGUUUCAGCAGAGCAAGAAGUGAAAAAUUCCCCUACCACAAGGAUGGGAAAGACUAAAGCCUCCAUUGUUGAAUCAUUGAAUAUUACCUCAUCCAGGUCUUCACUAAGAUCUAGGAUACACCCUAAAGAGUCUUCACCCUUUAUCAACCUGUCAGUACAAGAGAAAGUGAACACUUUUCUGGAAGACAAAGAGAACAGUACGGUUGAUUCUUUGGCUUUUUUAGGAUCACCUCAGAGUAGAAAACCCUCCUUUGAAAACAAAAAAGCUUCUGAAACCCACCAGCUCUCCAUGGUCACAAAAGAUGGGUCAGCUCAAGCUUCUCCCAUUGAACUUUCCUCUACAGCCCAAAAACAAAACAGUCCAACAACUGAGUCACCCCAAGAACCAUCGCUUAGGUCCAGAGAACGCUGCACCUCUGUAACUCUUCAAGAUGCAAUGCUUUUAGUUGAAGCCAUGAAUCAGUCAACAGAGGAGAAUACACAAUGUUCCCCACAAAAAGUAGCAGCAACAGCCCAAACCUUGAAAACUGUUGAGGAGGCACGAGUUGAAUCUGAGAAACAAUUGAUCCCUGAGGAAGCUAAGAGUCAUGCUCCUCCUCAGACCACAGAUGCCACUGCAACCACCGAAGCCCGAGCCCACAUCAAGAAUACCACACCAAAGCAACAGCAUCCAGCCACUCCAUCCACUGCUGGUAAACCCUCAGUGGCCACAUCGACAACUGCAACUCAAACAAAUGUGAAGUCAUUUCAGGAGCACCCACCACACCCCACUCUCAAAUCAGUGAUGCAAAGUAAACAGAGUGAUUCUGUACAUCAUAAAAUUAUUGUCAUGUCAAGAUCAUCCACCUCAGUAAUGUCUUGCAAAUUUGCAGGAAAGUCCCAAACUCAGCUUCCCUCUGUUGUGUCAACAGUAAUCGCAGCACAAAAUAAUGGUGAACUUCCAAGAUUGACCCCUACAGGCACACUUCCUGGAAAACCCUCCCUUUGCUCCAUUCCUCAGAAAACUCUUUAUGUUUCACCACAAAAAUUGCAUCCUGUCAUCUCUCUGCAGUCCACUCCCCCUCCACCAGACCCACGGUCAGGGCCUCUCUCUCAACCAAAAUUGACCAUUUUAAUUCCAAGACAGCAGUCAGCCGCGGCAACGAGGAAACAGUCCCAGGCCGCAGAUCUAUCAACGAAACAAGAGUCUGCUAAAUCAUCUGAUGCUGUUCAGUUGACGCCAUCAGAGUUCAUGUCAUCAUCUCAGGUCUUUAGGGUUUCUGAUGAUGCACAAAUCACCUUUGAUGAAGCGGCCCCAAUAACAGAAAACCUGGAACCUCACCAGCAAACUUUGAAUGAACCCUCUGACACCAGCUCCAGUCUAGACCUGUCAUACGGGCCAACAGCCAUGUCUUCAGCAUCACCACUGAUUGAUGAACAAAAGCCCUCCGCUGUCAUCAGAUUAAUCAGGCUCCCAUUUCAAAUGUCUACCAAAGAGGCAGUUUUACUCUCACAUCUGUCUACAAGUGAAUCUUCUGAUACAGAGUCUGUAUCAAAAGAGAGAACCAUGAAGGAGAAACCCUCAUUUUUGGGCCUAUCAGUUCAGCCUUUAGAGACACGAGUGUCCCCCUCUGACACUUACUGCAUUUCAAAAGAAACUUCUGUUGCUGUAUCUGAUAGAACUUCCCAGAUAUCAGAUAUUCAAGAGGGAGCAUCAUUAGACACGGUUUCUGAUGAACCCACUGACAGGGAGUAUGUGCAGUUUUCUGCACCUCCAUUCUUAAAGUCAGCAACCGCCAUCCACGCAACAGAGUCCUCAGCUUCAUUUGGCAUGCCCAGUGAACCCUCUGCCACACAAUUGGAAAAAGAAAUAAGAAGCAUGCUAGUGCAAGGCUCUGCAGGACCUGAGGACCCACCUAUGGAGCCACAGUCACCUGCUGUCAUUCAUCUUCUGUCCAUUAAAUCCAGGGACAUAACUGACCCACAUGUACAGAUGACUAAAGCCCAGUUCCUGGCACAGCUAGCUGUCUCGCCUAUUGUGCAAGAACAAAAUCAGGUAAUGUGGCGCUUAACUCAACGCAGUUUGCCUGGCAGUGUGAUGCGAGGGUAAUAAGUUUAUUCACCGAUUAAAGACCGUGUAUACGAACUAUGAUCAAAGGUCGUGUAAGAGUGACCUUUGUAAAAGAAAAACACCACAGGCCACAGGCUUUUUCAAGUUUGUCAAAUAAAAAUAUGUAAUGUCCAAGUUCAGACAGUGUCUGAUUUUAAGGGCAUCAAGUUUGCUUAUUGUCUUUUGUUAGGAGAUGUUUUUAGGCGUAGACCAAUUAUUACCAGGGCUGAUAUUCACUAUUUUGCCAGUUAGCUGUACCUGUCCUUUUUUGUAAAUUUGAUAUUAAAUACUUUGGCACACUAUCUGGUUUAUUUGAUUUCACUCCAGCAGGUGAGGCAACUGUACUGAGAGUGUAGCUGGUUAAACAGUGAUUCCUGUAUAUGGUGUUGAAAGUUGAGGCUUUGAUCAAACAUUUGCUGAAGGCAUUUGAGCCAAGUUAUGAAUCACAGUAAUAUUCCAAUGUUAGACUUUGACAUUAAGUUUUUCAUUUUUACUGUAGAUGUGGUUCAUGAAAUAAUAACCAGUAUUGUUUCUGAAAGCCAAUAUCAAUCAAAUCUUUUUCUAUUAUUUACAAGUCAAUAGAUGUGUGCCCUAUCUGAUGCAAUUGAAUAUCAAAGUAAUAACUUCUACAGAAAGCAAAAUAGUGCCUUCCUUGUAUGGAUUAUACACGUAGUGCAUACAGAUGUUGUAUUUUUAUGCUAUGAUCAGAGUUUCUUAUUUUGCAGACUAAUUUUCUCUUUUUUUUGUCUCAGACCUUCAACUCUGUAGAUGCUGAUGCUUCUUGUCUGACCAGCACCAGUGACAAGAAAAGUAUACAGAGAAACAACCUUGUGGCCAAACUCAGAUGUCACCUCAAAACACACUCCCAAGCCAGAAACUCAGUGAGAAACCAAGAACCAUGCACUGAAACAGAAACCCUCACUGCAAGCCCGAAGAAACCUAGAUUGGAAACUGAUAGUCCAGAUGACCCAAUGACUGGACCUGUUCCCCUUAGCCUAGAUAAACAAGGAACAGUUGUGGAUACUACCGCUCCAGAAAAGACUGAGGAUGACCCCUCUCCAAUAAGUUCCAGGAAAUCUGGAGUAUGUAAGGAUGGUGUGCGAUCCAAGAGAUGUGUAAGUGAACCAGCCCCGGUCAAUUCUAGGAGGCUCAAGGCCAUGAAUGACUCAAUACUUGUGAGUCAUGGGAGAUCAACGUCAGGCAAAGACUGUGUUGGUUCAAAAAAUAAGUUCACCUCUGUGAGUCCUAGGUCUACCUCAGCUAAAGAAAGUGCUAGUCUUAAAAAGACUAAAGGCACUUCUCCAAGUCUCAGAGGGUCUGGUUUAACCAAAGAAAGCCCUAAAAAAAUCAAAACUUCCACUGUACGGAAGAGUAUUUCAUUACGAGAUAAUACUAGUCCAAAAAGCGACGGUGAAACCCCUAAACAGACCAAAUCGAGGGUCAAGAGAAAUGAUUCUAUCAUUAAGAGUGGAACUGAUCUCCAGAGUGUUGGAUGGGUAAAACUGACUGAAAGUGUCAUUUCUAGUCAGACCGGGGAAUCCAGUCCUGCUCAGAAACACAAAUUGAUUCAAGAAGGUUCUGGUCCAAAUGAGAAUUUGAGAGUGACCAAAUCUCAAAAGUUAGCUAAAGCAGCAGAGGCUACAACAGAAGCCAGAAUCAGUAAAUCAGCAGGUAGCACAGGAGAUGUGAGGAAAUUGUCAGCUAAAGGCGUGUGGACUCCUCCUAUCAUGCCACUCAGUAAAACAUCACCAGCUGGGGGAAAGAGUUCACCAAACUCUACACCCAUGAGGACAGACACAAAAACUCCAAAACAGACACUAGUUUACCCACCCAGCAUUCCCCUCCAUCCAAUACCUGUCAGAGCACCGCCCGUGGUGUCACCAUUACAGCCACUGUCUGUCAUUGGUUGGCGUCUGCUGAAGAACCAGUGUGGGGAGUGCGGGCGCAUCCUCAGCAGUAGUGCUGCUUUAGAGAGCCAUGUCAGUCUCCACACAGGUCACAGGCCUUUCUCUUGCAAGCUUUGUGGGAAACGCUUCCCAGACUCCAAGGGGCUCAAAAGGCAUGGACGUGUGCACCGCAAUGGUCGCAUCCAUGUGUGCCAGCAGUGUGGAAAGGGUUUUGUCUACAGUUUUGGCCUCACCAAGCACCUCCAGAUGGUGCACAGCAGGAUUAAACCUUUUGUCUGCCAGGUUUGCAACAAGGGAUUCUACUCUAAGCGAGAUGUGGAAGCCCACAUACGGAUCCACACAGGAGAGAAACCAUUCCACUGCAACCUCUGUGAAAAGAAAUUUGCAAGGAGGACAGAGCUGAAUGUGCAUUUGAGGUGGCAUAAUGGGGAGAAGAGACACUGGUGCCCGUACUGUGGUAAGGGAUUUUUAGAUAUUAAUAAUCUGAAAAGGCACAAGUAUAUUCACACAGGAGAGAAACCACAUUCCUGCCCACACUGCCCCAAGCACUUCACACAGUCAGGCCACCUGAAAAAGCAUGUGAAGAAUGUGCAUAAGAUCCAGUGAAUAAUGGAAAUCCAAGAAGCCAGCCUAGUGCUCUCACAAGAUUUUAUUUUAUUUUUAUCAUAAAAAGUAAAAAGUUUGAAUUUUUGGAAUAAUUGUACAGAAAGGAUCAUUUUACUACUAUUUUGAUGUCAUUUAUAUUUGAAGUGGUUGAAGAAUUUGAUUAUUCUUUGAGUUUUUGUUUUACUCUAAAAUGUUUGAUGUAGCUGUUGAAAUCUAAAAAAAAAAAUGUGUGAGUAAUAUCCCUUCAGAGGUGCCGCUUGGUGCAUUUUUGAGCCUUUAAUUGUCCUUAGUGUGAAGCCUAACUGUUUUUUCUCAGUAGACCCACCAAACCUUGGACAAGGGCUUGAUGAAAAGUUACUGCCUGCCUGAGUUGUCAUAUUUUCCUAAUUUCUUGUAUUUGUUAUUAGCAUUAGUAACAGUUUUAGAAUAUUGUAGCACACAAAGCGUGAAAGCUGCUGACCAGUGUGAUAUAAGGAAUGUAAAUUAUUUUGACUGCCGUGACAGGGUGAAUUUGGUAAACAAAAAAAAUAAGGUUGAAUUGUUAGUAUUAUUUAUCUGUAGAUAUGUCAAUGUUUACAAGUGUUUUCAAAAUUAAGAUUUUUAUGUUCUAACAUUACAUCACUUUUAUUAUUUCUUAUUUUAUUUUAAUGACUUUACAGUCGUGGUCAAUAGGAAUAUUUGUCUGUUUAUGCAAUAAUUCAUUGACUUCAUGACUCCAGACAUAUCAUAAAGUUUAAACUGCAGGAAUUUAUCAUGAGAAUAUUUUUGCAAAGUUUUGAUUUCUAAUGUAUCGUAACUUAACGUUGGUCACAUUUUGUCAUCUCAAUUGCUGCAUUUUGAGGAGCCAGACACAGCCACAGGUGGCUUCUGAAAGAACUCUCUGUGAUGACAAACCUGAAGAGUCUUUGUCAAACUUGUAUGAGAACACCAGGGUAAAUGUUCAGGAUCCACUGUGAAUGUGAAAAGACCUCUGGACAUUAAAGUUUGACCUAAACUGAAAUUUGAUCUCUGGAUUGUCACUAAAAGCAGAUACAAAUUUCAUUUUUGUUGAAUCCCCGUUUUUCAUUGUCAACAUUUUGAGCGUGUCUCUGCAAACAAGAUCCAAAGAGUGUUGAUUUACAACUACAUAUUACAAAGCCCAAAAAGGAGUAUUUCAGAUGAAUUGACACAGAUUUCUGUGCUUUCUAUCCAGACUGAUACCUCACUUCUGGUUCCGUCAAUUUAAAGAUUGAAUGCUCAAGAAAAAUGAACCUGAACACAAAAUCAAGCAAAUAUGCUUCCAUAUAUGACAAAUAUUCUUGAUUCUAACUUAGUGAAGACAUAAAUAAAUAGUUUAAGACCAGUGCAAACCAGCUGUGUGAUACUCAAUAUGCAAAGUCAAGCAACUACUUGAACAACUUGGUUAACAAGCUCUAAAAUUCACUGAAAACACACUCUGGGAAACUGAAGCAAUUGUUCAUGUGUCUUUGGUUCACACUCUUCAAAGGUAGAAAACUUGAGAGUAGUAUGGUGUUGACUUGAACGUUAAGAUGAAAAAUGGCAGAGACAUCAGUUUACUGUAAAAGAGGAUGUGUUCAUAUGAUUUUGUUUCAAAACCAGACAAUUGAAAAGUAUCUAAAACAUCAGUAAUUAAAUAAAGACGAGUUUCUGCAGUAGAAACGCUGUUUUCUCUAUAAAAACACAAACAAAUCAGUGAUAACAUUAAAAUGACCUAAACAGUAACUAUGCUGCUGCAGUGCAUGGAUGCUGGGUUCAGUAGUUGCUCUUGUACUCAAUAUUAGCCUUGUGUGUGCACAGUGUCUAACUGCAGUAGUUAUGCAGACACAAUAUUAGAGCCGCUGAUAGAGUUGAACAAUUUUCAGCUUCUGUUUGCUUUGCAUGCAUUUGAUAUAUAAUAAAUAUAGAGACAGCAGCUUAUUCUUCACCUUGAGGACCCGCUCAGUUUAAAAUGUUUUGCACGUGGAUGUGACUCUUCAGAAGCAAUGGAAGUCAAUGGACCAGCUCAUGGGGGUCCCCUGGAGGCACCAGGGUCCUAAAGACCGGCUCUAUUUUUAAUGAUACCCAAUUAAUUCUGCUAACUGUGCUGUUAACUACACUUUAAUUUAUUUACUUAGUUACAAUCAGUUACCUUCAAUGUAGACCACUUUUCCUUCCUGCCUCAUGUCAACACAUUUACUCCAACACCUCAUAAAACAAUGAAAUUAUGAGAGACAAGUUACAGUGUGUUCAUAAUUUAUUUUUCUGCUGUCAAAGGUGUGAAAGUAUAGCUGAAAAUUAGUUCCAACAAGGAUUUGAUUACAAUAAUGGGUCACAAGCAGGAGGACAAAAUACACCCCAGAGCAGAGGGAGCGUUUUUUUGUUUGUUUGUUUAAUUUUACUGUUAAAUGAAUCAUAUCAAAGUUUCAUGCUUGCUCUGUGAUUUAAUAAUUUCCACCUGGGACACCAGGGGAAGUAUUGUUUAUGUUAAGGACAAAGUUUCCGGAUAGGAGUCAAUAGGAAAUAGGAAAAUUUGUCUGUUUGCGCAAUAAUUCAUUGGCUUGAACAAUGACUGUAAAGGUGUAAUGACUCCAGACAUAUAAAGUUUAAACUGCAGGAAAGUUUUGAUUUUGUUUUAAAGUUUCAGGAGAUUGGAGCCAGUUUGUGAUAUUGCAAGUUAUGUUCAAACGUACUGCGAGCUGUGGUUUAAGAUUUGCAAAUAAUCUUCGCAUCAAUGAGUUAUUGGAAUCCUGAUGGCCAUGUUGUAAAUGCAUCGUCAUCCAAACUUGUGCAUCGGAAAUUACAUUAGGACAGUAUUUGAUUUCUUCAAAAUUGGCCUAAACUCAACUGAAUGUUUUUAUCAUAAAUACAAAUAAUUUUAGCACACUUUAUCAUCAGACUCAACUGUGAUUAUGCUAAUUGCCCUUUAAUGCUCAAUUAGGACAGAUACCAGCAGGCACAACCAAAGAGACAGUGAUAGGGUUAAGGCGGGAGGACCAGCAGAAGGAACUAUUGACUGAUAGCACUUGCCUACAUUGCCAACUUUAUCUACAGCUGUAAAUUCAACUAUCUGUGAGCAACAGGAGGCAGUAUAGUUUGCCAGGACUACAGGAUCACUUAAAGAUGUGUAGGUGAGGUUCCCCUGUCCUUGCUGCAGUGUAAUUUUAUCUAUUCCAGUUCCAUUCCCAUCUGUUAUGUUGGCUGACAGCUCCCAUUCAAAAGAUUCACACUGAGACACGUCCUUAGUGCAUUUAUCAGCCAGCACGCUCACCACUUUACACAGGGGUGGAUCAAAAUCUGUAACCUAGACAGAAUAAAAGGAACAGAAAGAUGUGAAAUUAAUGCAUGGAUCUUUGAGCGAUCCUGAACUUGUGUGAUCCAAAAAGUUUGCAUGUCUUAGCUCCUUAAACAUUUAUAGUCGAGCUCAUAGUUAUGAUGUUCAAAGCUUCACAAUAAGGUUUCAAAUUUUAUAUUGAUCCUUAAGUAACACAUUAAACUCUAUUUUAAAGCACGAGUUAUUUUAGGAUAUACAGUAUACAUCGUGCAAUCCUGUUGUUUGUUGUAAAUGAAUGAUGAAGUCAUUGGGACUUCAUCCAGGGUAUUUGUGGUUACCUUGGUGACAACAGAUAUCCUCAACACUGCGUAAUUGGAGUCAGUGCCUGACUUGGCCUCCAGAGUCACGGUGACAUCAGUGCCUGACGGUGUGCUAGGAGGUGGCGUAAUGGUCAAAGUAGCAUUGGCAUACUGUCCAGUUGUCAAGGUGAGGCUGUCAGGGAAAAGAGACAAUGAUUACAGAUGAUACGCCCAAGAUAGAAAAAAGUUGAUAGAAGCUUCACAAGAUUGAUGAUGACUGUAGCAGAGACGACCACUUUCUCAACCCCAACGCC
Xyrichtys novacula (pearly razorfish) is the source of this 12593-nucleotide messenger RNA. Lineage: Eukaryota; Metazoa; Chordata; Actinopteri; Labriformes; Labridae. The record is from the annotation of a GenBank genome assembly.